Messenger RNA from Adineta steineri, 591 nucleotides. Lineage: Eukaryota; Metazoa; Rotifera; Eurotatoria; Adinetida; Adinetidae. The record is from the annotation of a GenBank genome assembly.
AUGCAAGGACUGGGUGCACUCUCUUUUCCAGCGAUCGUUGCCAGUGUUGAUGAUUGGAAUCGAUUCAAUAUAUUAUGCGACGUUGGUGGUGGAAGUGGUAAUUUAGCGGGUAUCGCUUGCGAAAUGAAUCAGAAACUAGAAGCGAUCAUUUUCGAUCUUCCUCAAAUAGAAAAACAUGUACUUCAUUAUGUGGAAAAACUUUCAGCGUCUGUUGGCAGCCGAAUCCGUUUUCAUGGUGGUGAUUUUUUCUUGGAUAAUCUUCCUCAAGCUGAUAUAUAUACAUUAGGACGUAUUUUACAUGAUUGGACAGAGGAACAAUGCAGCCAAUUGUUAAAUAAAAUAUAUUAUGCCUUACCGAAACGAAACGGAGCAGUUCUGAUUGCUGAAUGUCUAUUGGAUGACAAUAAGACAGGCCCACUGCCAGCAGUGAUUCAUGAUAUAGUACAACAAGCAGGUUUAACAUAUACAAAAGCUGUUGUUUGGAAGAAUAUUAAAGAAAAUAUUCAUGCUGUUAUUUUAAUAAAUGAAAUAAAUAAUAAAUUAUGUCUUGAUUGUCCAUCAAAAUUGAAUAAUAUAACAUUAAUUUAUUGA